AUGUCCUUCGCCAGUUCUGCAGCGCAGACGGAGACGGCCCCGCACCUGCAGUUUCCGCUCUUCCACCCCGCUCCGUCAGGCCUGGAGAAUAUGACGCCGUUCCCGCCGAAGGACGAGGUCAUGCGGGGAGCGCUUACUCCACCGAGCUUCACGCUCAGCCCGAGCAUGGACUUGAGCGAUGACGAGCCCGGCCUCCAGCCAGCGCUGAAGAAAUACAAGCCCGCCAAGCCCGCGGGCGACAUGGACAAGAAGGUGCAGUUCCACCCGAUGAAGGCCGUCAAGAUGGUGACGUACCUGGAGGGGCCCAAGCCGUGGAGGUUGGUGCAGAUAAAGCAGCGGGCUGACGAGGACGGCAUCUUAUACCCGAAGUACUGGGGCACGCUCGCGUACCGCAAGAUGCUGAAGACUCACUUCUUGGGGCGCUACGUGAAGGAGGGGUGCAAGUGCAAGAAGGACGAUGAUGGGAAGGACGACGUGUGCUUCUAUUGUAGCCGUGUGCACCAGAUG
Molecule: messenger RNA, 507 nt
Organism: Prorocentrum cordatum
Lineage: Eukaryota; Dinophyceae; Prorocentrales; Prorocentraceae
Source: the annotation of a GenBank genome assembly